This is a messenger RNA of Mucor velutinosus, 2841 nucleotides long. It is a transcript of the gene UBL1, whose product is annotated as Ubiquitin-like protein 1. The coding region runs from base 1 to 2841 and encodes 946 amino acids. The record is from RefSeq and is a predicted model, not a curated record. NCBI's taxonomy places the organism in Eukaryota, Fungi, Mucoromycota, Mucoromycetes, Mucorales, Mucoraceae. The transcript is spliced from 3 exons.
AUGUCUAAUGGAGACUUUCUUGGUGGCGAUGUUGACUUGCUCAUCACUCGUCAUAUUCCACAGGAUGAUGUACACGCUAUGGUAGCAUAUGGACCAACUCCUAUAUACAAUGAAUUGAAGACGGACAAAUUCAGGAGAGUACUACUCAAGAACUUGUUUGAGAAGUUUACGUACGAGAAGAAAAUUCAAAGAGUAAGAGGCUAUGAUGACUGCAUUGGAGCGCUCCUUGCUGCCCCGAUUGACACUAGGCCCUACAACUUUCUUCGUCUUGCAGUAUACGACAAAGAAUUGCUUCCGAUCCGUGAUGCCAUCCUCGCAGAGCACCCUUUGCCUCCAGUCACCGAAAAGAAUCCUGUUGAUCUCUUGCGAAAGAUCAUUACAAAUCUGGAUGAUUUGCACCUGAUGAAACUUUUACUAUCAAUGACAAAAUCCGUAUCAGGCUCAAACAAGCUCUUGAUUAUUAGUGGUGACGAGGAUAGGGGUAAAACUGAAUAUACAGACAGCAUGGAAACCCGAUGCAGUGAUGAAGACGUAUGCAAACAUUCGAACAGCUGCCUUAAAUUGAAAGCAAAUAAGAGGUCUUGGAUGAUUGAAUCUGCUGCCUCUGGAAACCCUGAACUCCUCAUCUCUGGUACGACCAUUGGGAGUACCAAACGACAACAAGAUCUGGGAUCUUCAAAUGACUAUCAGAAUGAAAAGUCAACUAAUGAAAAGCCUGGGGGAACACAAGAUUUACAACAUGAUCAGUCUCAACAGCAGCAAGACACGCCUGCUCACGACCAGAAUAAUGACGCUAAUCAGACUAAUGAAAAUGGUGCAACCAAAACUAAUGAUGCUCCAUCAGCUCAUGCUGAAGAGACUAAUAAGGGUAGCUCAAAAGAUGCAUCCAGUAACGAAAAUAAUCAAGGACAAGGUGUAAACGAUCAAUCUGACGAGAAAUCAACCAAUCAUUCGGAUGAUGCUCAAACAACUCGGGAUCAGUCCUCUCAAGAUCAGCCUACAGAAGAACAUGCGCAUGAUAAGCCUACUCAAGACCAAGCAACUGAAGCACAAACGACAGAAACCUCUAUGCAAGAUGAGCAUACGCAAGAUAAGCCUACGCCCACUCAAACCGAAUCUGAUAAGCCCACUUCUGCUGAGAGUAAUAGCACAGCCAUGGAGGAUAGACAAACUCGCACUCAAGACCACGGUGCAACCACUGAUGCUGCUGCUACACCUUCUUCAGAUGACCAUGUACACAAUGAAAAACCAACAGAGACAGACCGUUCAGGGACUGCCACAGUAGGCAACACUGUUACCACAAAUGAACAUCACAGCACAAUCGAGAAACCUACUGAAACUGCUGCUGAAAGCACCGCAGAGACUUCUAAACAGGAACCUACCUAUACCACGGACUCGCAACCUCCUGCUACUGUAACAUCGACUGAAAAGGUAGAGGAGCCAACUCUCUCUGAAGUAACAUCUGAAACUGAGGCUACUUUUUCAACUGAAAGAAAACCUACUCCUACUGUCACUACCAAAGAAUGGGAAUCAACAAGCUCAACUGAACCUACCCCUACUGUUACUGCUACAUCUGAAUGGGAGCCUACAGCAACGGAUACCACGACUGAGCAUGAGCUUACAACGAUAUCUGAAACUGUUGAUGAGACGACUUCAUCUUUGUCAAAGCCUGCUGCUACAACUGAAGAAAGUCAAACAACUGACCACGAAACAUAUACAACGGAUGAGGAAUCAUUAUCCUCUUCAUCUGAAUUUGACAAUAGCCAUUUGUCUUCCUAUCUAUCAAGCAUUAUAUACACGGACUCUACUGCUGCUAAUCAACAGCAAACUGCCUCAAAUGCCAUCACAACUGACAUGGCCACCGCAGUCAAUGAUGUGCCUACAACCGAUGCUGCUUCUGCUCCUGCUGCUGCUGCAACCUCCAAUAGUUUAGAAGCUAUCGCCAACAUUGUAAGCCAAACGGACACCAUGGCCUCAACGUCAUCUGCAGAGGAACAAACCACAUCUGCUGCUACUGAAGCUGCAGCAGCAGCAGAAACAUCAUUGGACACCACGCCCACCAAGUCGAGUGGGUCCAUCUACUAUCCUAGCUCUACUCGUUCCUUCUCUGUCACCUCCUCCACCGCCACUCCAAUGCUAGUUCUUGGCGCUACUGAAUGCGUAGAUGAUCCUCACGCUGUAGAAGGCAAAUGCAUCUAUGAAUACUUUUGCAAUGCUGCCACGCAUUCUUGUGUCUUUUUACUAGAGGACAACAGUGCAUGCUAUGAAGAUUUUCAAUGUGCCUCUACUUAUUGUACAGAUCACAUUUGCGUAGCUGCACCUGAAAGCAAGCAAUCAGGUCAAGGAGGUAAAAUUGCGGGCAGCGUUAUAGGAUCUGUGGCUGGUGCUGCCGUGCUUUUGUUUGGCCUCAUUCGUUGGCGUAAGCGAUCUCAGAUCAUCAAUCGUAGAAUGAACAGAUUUCGAUCAAAUCACAACAAUGAAAAGCCAGCAUUCUAUGACGCUACUACGACCAUCUUGCCAGCUACAGCCAACGCUAACAAUGAGUACCACAGCACCGAUCAAGGCAACGCUAGGCUCUCCAAAUAUAACUUUCUGGCCAACAUGUUGAAUUCAGAGCCUCCAGUGACAGCACCACCACAACAGCAACCUCAUUAUGCUUUAAAUGCUGAUCAUUUCACCAUACCUGUAGCAGCUACAGAAAGAGGUGCUGCUGCUCUAGCCAAACAAUCAGACUACAAUCCCUUCAGACCUGCCAUGACUGAGAGCUCAGACCCCUGGACACAGGAAGACUAUCAAUCACUGAAGAAGCCAGAGAACAAGACAGUUUACAGCUACAUUUAA